ACUUUGCCGCCUGGAUGCCUUUUCAACCCACCUGAGGAUACCCGCAAACCAUGGUCAUAACUUUUUAAAGAUCAGGUCUUGUAGAUUUGGCCUGUAGGUACUUACCUGCCUAGGUACCUAAGGUGCCAUGGGUAAUUUCAGUGCCUAUCGGUAAGUGGCCCAUGUAGUAAGUAAAGAACUCCCUUACCUAUAUCAUUCUCGAGAAGCUAGGUAUAUUAAUACAAAAUUCCUUCGCCCAUCAAUUAAGCUGUUUAUCUAGACAGGUUUCUUCCUUGAUCUGAAUCUUUGAGGUACUAUUCCAACUCACAAUUCGUUCCCAAUGACGCACAACCAGCUUCGUGUAGCUAUCAUCGGUGGAGGGCUGGCUGGAGCUGCAUUGGCGAACGCCCUUGUUCGCGUGUCUCGAGUAGAUGUUCAUGUCUUUGAAUCAGCGACUGAAUUCUCGGAACGUGGCGCGGCCGUGGGACUGGCCAAGAAUGCUCAGCUAGCCUUAGCUCAAAUCGUUCCUUCAGCAUCGGUCCUGCUCAAGAAGGCGGGAGCCGUGCCUAUGAACUCCUCCCGAAUUAUCUUGGGCUCAGGGCCAGAGGCCGGAAAUAUCGUCUUCGACCUUGCCGCGGAUGAUCCCGGCAUGAAUGUUCACCGAGCUUCUCUCCUCCGUGAGCUCCUCGCUCCAUUACCAAUAGAGGCUCUCCACCCCAAUAAAAAGCUUAUCACUAUCAAUGCGAACGGAUCCGGCGUUGGAAUAACUUUCCAGGACGGCACAGUCUUCCAAUUCGAUGCAGUGAUUGGCGCAGAUGGUAUAUUUAGCACAGUUCGGGAGCAUGUUCUUCAGAGUGUCGCCGCUACUGAACAGUCCUCUCCAUUACCAGCCGGGUUCUGGGAUUGUAGGAACGUUGUACCAUUUGAGAAAGCAAAAGCGACUCUUGGCGAGAAGUAUUUUGACGUUGAUCGACAGUACGGCUGGGUCGGUGAUGGUGCUUUCAUCAUGCAUGACGUCCUAGAAAACAGAACCAUGGUCCAGUGUGUGGUAUCAAGCAUUGAGAAAGAUUCCUCAACGAGCCGAGACAGGAAGCGCCCUCUCACACGGGAGAUAUUGACAGAAACAUUGGGUAGCUGGAUGGGCGGCCCUAUUGCCGAUGGCAUGAUUAGUCUCAUUUGUGAUCAACCAGAUCCUUGCGGAUACUCCCAAUGGGAACACAAGUCGACCCCAACUUACGCCAACGAGCGGGUUUGCUUAGUAGGCGACGCUGCCCACGCGACCACGCCAUGGCAAGGUUCCGGGGCGGGGUUAGCCAUUGAGGACGCCAUGAUUCUCGGAACUCUCUUCGCCAACAUCUCAUCAUCAGAGGAGAUUAGCUCUGCGUUCAAAGCAUAUGAUCUGCUCAGGCGCCCUCGGUGCCAGCAAGUCAUCGACUCGAGCCGAGAGACGGGUCAAAUACUUUGCGGGCAGGUAGAUCUACAUGCUAACGAGUUGAGGGGGUUGCUCGCACCGAAAUGGAACUUCAUUUUUGGGUUGGACAUGGAAUUGCAUAAGCGUGAAGCACUAGAUGAGUUGCGAAAAAUACAGGAAGCCGAUUAG
Messenger RNA from Annulohypoxylon truncatum, 1579 nucleotides. Its product is annotated as salicylate hydroxylase. Gene Ontology annotation, molecular function: FAD binding. The record is from RefSeq and is a predicted model, not a curated record. Gene Ontology annotation, biological process: secondary metabolite biosynthetic process. Lineage: Eukaryota; Fungi; Ascomycota; Sordariomycetes; Xylariales; Hypoxylaceae. The transcript is spliced from 3 exons. Bases 320 to 1579 code for a protein of 419 amino acids.